AUGUCUAUUAGAAGUCUUCAUUUGAAGAAAAUUUCAUGGCUUUCUUAUCGGAUUGUCACAGACAAUAUCCACGGGAGAAUUCGGCGAUCCUUUACUAGACACUUCAAUUUAGCUCCUUCAUUCGAUACAGACAUGAACAUUGCGUCAAAGUUAUUGGUCAGACAAUGUUUUUCUCGCGGGUUUGCAUCAGUAAAACGAGUAUCUCGAGCUUCUGUUUCGUCUCCUCCACAUGCUGAUUUACUCUCUUAUAUUAGAGCUUCACUUGAUAAACUUGAAGGUCCUUCCCAUCGUUGGUUGAAUCGAGACAUUGGGAAUAAACAGCUUUACAAGGACAAAGGAACUUAUGUAGUUCUCGCUGGACAUUUGCUUAAUGGAACAAGUGAUCUGAUUGAGAAACUAAAAUUGCUGCAGCAGAGGUCUCCGGGUGUCUUUUUCAUGGGCAUCCACUUCAGUGAUCGAAUCACUGAUGAUCGAGCUGCUUUGGCUGAGUUGAUUGUGAAGGAAUACCUUACUUUUCCUGUACUACAUUCUGAGAAAGAAUUUCCUAAGACAACUGAGGAAGUACGCUACAUCGUGUUUAAAGAUUUUAAGAAUCCUUUAAUCUAUCAAGAGAAGGAUCUGGAUAUCGCUUCUGUAGCUAAAGUUCUUGACAACCUCACUCAAGAUACUGAGAAAUCCAAGUCUGUCAAACUUUUCACAAACACUUGGUCAAAACAGGCUGAGGUUAUCAAGGAACCACAUUUCUCUUCUUUCUUGCAAGAUUUGUUUCUUUACUUUCCAGGUUGUAUCUCUGCAGAUGAAAUUGGGGAUCGUCUCUUUCUCUCUGAUAGCAACCAUCAUCGUAUUAUUAUAUUGGAUAACAGUGGGAAGCUUUUAGACAGUAUUGGUUGUUUCCCAGGUUUUGAGGAUGGAGAAUUUGAAUCUGCAAAGAUGUUACGACCUGCGGCAACCCUCUAUGACAAAGAGGAGGAUUGCCUUUACAUUGUAGAUUCUGAGAAUCAUGCCAUUAGAAGAGCAAAUAUAAAUACGCGGGUUCUGGAAACGGUAUAUCCAAAGGUUAUUAAGAAGAGUGGUGGCGUAUGGUCUUGGAUAAUGGAGAAAUUGGGUCUUGGAAAAGAUGAUGAUACAACAGUUGAUGCUGAUGCCAAAUCAGAAGAAUCUGAUGCUCACUCCCUUAUGUUUCCAUGGCAUAUACUGAAGCGUGAUGAAGAUAGUCUUUUAAUCAUUAACAAAAGCUUUACGAAGUUAUGGAUAGUAAAUCUAGCUGCAGGAGAAAUCGAAGAAGUUGUGGAAGGGUUUCCGGGGAUAAUGGAGAUCUGUGGGGAAUUGAUCACAGAGAAGCUAUCAGUAUUGAAACAUUUACCUUCUAAUUGGUUGAAACAGCAAACUGAGGCUAUCACCUCGUGCAAGGAGCCGCCAAGUGUUUCCCUUUUGUCUUCUUUCUCUAAACUUGGCAACGACGUUGUCAUGACAGAUAUAGCUUGUCAGAGGUUGUUGAAGCUAGAUGGAGAAUCUGGAGCAUCCUCUAGUGUUCGGUUCUCAAAUAUUGGGAUCCUUGGGUUGCCCUAUUGGUUGUCCAUUCCACUGGAGAGAGUUUUUAACCUAGCUAAUGGAGUUCAGGAAGCACACAUCAGUCAUAAUCACGAACUCCGGUUGUUACCAGGUAAAAUUAGCAUACGGUUGAACAUAGAGAUUCCUCCAUGCACAGAACUUGUUGAACCGAUACAAGAAAGCUGCAUAUGGCGACAGGCAAGAGGCGUAAUCACUGAAGUCUCGAAUGCUGGAAGCGCAGAGGAACCUUCUGAAAAGGUUGGAGUCUCACAACAAUGGUAUGAUGAAUUAGACAGCCUCGCCAAAGAAAUAGCCACCCCCGAAUUAGCUGAGGAAGAGGAAGAAGUAGACGAUACUAUCCCUUCUGAGAUCGAAAGCGAAGAAGAUGGACGGAUUCACAUCGAUUGUACUGUCAAUACAAGUCCUGGCUCAGGCGAGCUUAUUGUUUAUGCAGCUCUGUAUUUAAGACUGGCGAAGAACGAAGAGACAGAAAGUGCGAACCAGGAAGAACUGGCGAGGAGAAUAACAGACAUUUUAAAGCCGGCAAUGAACAUGACGACGAUGAAUGAAGAUUUGUUUGUGAAACUAUUGUUGAAGUCAAAGAGAGAAUUGAGAGACAUUGUUUUCUUGAAGCCGAUGCAUGUCCGGAUUAGGUUAGACUCGAUGGAUCACCCGAAAGCCGAGAACUCAAGAGAUGUAAUCCUGACCGACUCUUCUGCUCAGGUUGAUGUCUCUCUUUGA
Molecule: messenger RNA, 2292 nt
Organism: Arabis nemorensis
Lineage: Eukaryota; Viridiplantae; Streptophyta; Magnoliopsida; Brassicales; Brassicaceae
Source: the annotation of a GenBank genome assembly